Messenger RNA from Peromyscus maniculatus bairdii (prairie deer mouse), 4432 nucleotides. It is a transcript of the gene Nr2e3, whose product is annotated as nuclear receptor subfamily 2 group E member 3. Lineage: Eukaryota; Metazoa; Chordata; Mammalia; Rodentia; Cricetidae. The record is from RefSeq and is a predicted model, not a curated record. Gene Ontology annotation, biological process: regulation of DNA-templated transcription. Gene Ontology annotation, molecular function: zinc ion binding; DNA-binding transcription factor activity; sequence-specific DNA binding.
UAACCCCUACACAGUAUAUCUCCUGUCAUCUCACCCUCACCACACAGCUCAAUUCUGGGGGAGCCCGAGAUGCCAAAGACGAGAAUGUCGGGGAAUACAAAUUCAGAAACAGAUCUUCUGUCCAGCGACUACCUUCUGACCAGAUGCUAAGCUAAACUCUAACCCCAUUUCUGGAAUCUUCCAUCUGGAGUAAGCUUCAACAUUAAGGACAGACAGAGCCUGGCCCCGCACAAGAUCUAGCUGUAGAGAAUGGGUAGGUUGAGAGGACACUGAGCAGGUCUGGAAGGCUGGGUAAGGAUGAAGCAGGUGAGCAGGAGGGCGCCCCCUUACCUACUCAACCUGUUUGCUCUGCCUUCAGGGCCUGACCAGAGCAGUGCCCCACAGGGAAGGCAUUCCAUCUGUCCCGUGGUCAGAUUUUCCCAGCACUCACCUAGAGCACACACCUGGGGAGCCAAGGUCACUGGGCUCAAUUUGCCCCAAAGCCUCCACAAGACCCUCCUGGGGCCACCCUAGGACUUUAUCUCUUCCUUGUCCUGCCUCUAUAUAGUCAGCACCAAAUGAGUCAAGGCCACCUGGGAGAGAAGAAAAGCUCCCUUUGGUGCAGGCCUCACCCUGGCUCCUCCCUCCACCCUGCUAACCAUGACAGUCCAUCUCCCAUCCGUCCCCAGGACACAUCCACCUGCUUUACAGGUGAGAAAACAGAAAUGCACAGAGCUUGGUGCUGGCCAGAAACUCUGCUUCGGGCCCUGGGUCCUGUCUUUAGCUGGCCCCUCUUCCCGGCACAGGCUCACCCAGGUGUCUCACUGGAGACUCUGGGGUGGAUCUGCAGUGAUUAAUGCCCACUUCCAUCCCCAUCUCCAUCCCUACCUCUUUACUGCUCCAUAGCUGUGUGGCUUGGGGCACCUCCCCACUCUGGGCCUUUCUGACUCAGUCUCCCAGCUGCUGUUGAGGCUCACAGGGUCAGCUUCUCUGUAGGGUCGUUGUGAGGUGUGAGUAUGACACCAUGGUGGUUUGUGGGAGAAGUCUCUGAACACUUUCCCAGAGCGUUUCACGGCUGAGACGCCGUCUUUGCCUCCUCCUCCCCAUACCUCCAGGUUCUUCAUUUCCCUCCGCAUUGGCUCAGCCAGACACCCUCGGCUCAGCCUGACCUGUUCUGCCCCCCGACAUGAUUGACCACCACCCCCAAGUCCUUGGGCCCCACUUCUUACAUGUCUAUGCAGGCCAGUGGGGGAUGGGUGAGAUGUGGGGGCAUAGAUAGAUCUGGGGUGAGGAGCAGAGGACAGAGACUCUGGUGAGAGAGAGCCUGGCAUGAAGCUGUCACUGACGCCAUGAAUGCCAGUCCUUCAGACCGCCCACGGAGAGAAUAGAAACAUUACUAGGGUGACUUUUGGAUGAAUAUGAUGACAUAUUCCAAGUACAGACCCGGGCUCUGAUGCCCUGGCUUGGCUGCUAAGUGGAGCGUCAGGCCUCGUCCAUGAAGGGUCCUGCCGGGCUUCUGGGUCAGAGUGAGGACAGAGAGGACAGGUGAGAGGCUCGUGGCCUCGGCGGAUCACCCUGCAAAGCCCCUGAGCUGACUUUCCAAAUCCCCAAUAGUGCUUCCCUGUCACACGGAGGGUUAGCCCCACUUAGGAGGCCACGCUCCACCCGUCCGUCCGUCCGUCCGUCCCCUUAACUCCGUGAUCCCUAAGAAGCUCCCAGGCUCUAAUGCAGGACAGAACUGCCCACCCUGUGAGGCAUGGCCAAGCUGAGGGUGGUACUCCCCUUGCCCCAGACCAACAUGGGACUUCUGCCCCUCUUGGGCCUGGGGAGAGGACAGCAAAGGACAGGCUGGCAGGGACAGGACCGGAUGUUUACUGGGGUGGACAGGAUGUUGUUUACUGGGGUGCUGCCUCAGGCUUCUUAGUACCAGGCACCAAAACACAUUCUGGGAAAUAUUUAACUUCAUUUUUCCACUUCUACCGGAAGACAGGUAUUUAGAGAAAACUGGGGUUCGCAGACGCUGUCCCUUGCUCGGGAUGCAUGGCCCAUGACAGAGCAGGGAUACGCAUGGGGAGGUGGCUCUACCUUGCCCUCACCUCUCUUCCUGUGGCACCAGGAGGCACAGACUUGCACUCACUCUUCCUCCACAAAACCAUUUCAGGUUUAAGCUGGGCAGGGGGACCUGGGUUUAGCAGGGAUACCGCCUGCCUGGCACUGGAGUCCAGGCCAGGGGAGGAGGUGGAGGCCGCCUGGGCACUCAGAGCCUGCUCUGGGCAGCUGUGUCCCACCUCAUCGUGCCGUGGGAAAUGCCCACCAGCUUCUCCACUGCCCCAGGUCUACCCAACACCCUCCGCUGGACCUGAUCACAGAGACAGCUGGAGAUGCUAGCCUUCCAGUGGGCGGGUCCCCAAAGCGCGGGGACCCAAGCAGUCCUUUACUAGGAUAGAGGGUAGGCUUCCCAGAACCCAAAGUGAGCGAGCCCCCAGGGGCAGGUGUCCACACAGGCACAGCGCUACAUACACACACCUCAAAUACAUGGCGAAUGUCACAAAAGCAUUUAAAGUCCUCGGGGAGGCGGGAUCUACAACAUGCCCCCUCAUAAGAUUUGUCACUGGUUAACAGUCUCAGCCAGGCCCCUUGGUCCCAUGCAGUGUGUGUAAGGACGGCAACAAUGAAGGAUGGACAGGGAUGCUCGCAGCCGGGGAGUCAGCCUGAAGACAGCAGGGCUGCCCAGCUCCCAGGGGCACCUGGGUAAUGCUGCAGGUGUGGCCAGUUGAUCCCCUGUGGAGACAGUAAAGAUUAAGAGGAUCAUACACUGUAUCCAGAGCUGUGCUGGGAGAAGUCUGGACCCAGAGCCAAGGUGGUGAGAAAGCUCCAGAAGGAAAAACUUGUAACUCACAAGGGAAGGGAAGCCGAGGAGAGACGGGCACAGACAGACAGACAGACAGUAGACAGCAGUAGACACAGAGACAUAGCUGGGCCCAGCAGCUGCUUGCAGGCAGGUAACAGGUGGCCCUUGGGACCUGCCAUACCCAAUGAGCUCUACAAUGGCUGCUGUGGCUGUGGCUGUCACAGCCUCCAAGAAGGAGUCUCCGAGCAGGUGGGGCCUUGGAGAGGAUCCAACAGGUGUGGGGCCCUCACUCCAGUGCCGAGUGUGUGGGGACAGCAGCAGCGGGAAGCACUAUGGCAUCUACGCCUGUAAUGGCUGCAGUGGCUUCUUCAAGAGGAGUGUGAGGAGGAGGCUCAUCUACAGAUGCCAGGUGGGGGCAGGAAUGUGCCCAGUGGACAAGGCCCAUCGCAACCAAUGCCAAGCCUGCCGACUGAAGAAGUGCCUACAAGCAGGCAUGAACCAAGAUGCUGUGCAGAAUGAACGCCAACCCCGAAGCAUGGCCCAGGUCCAGCUGGACGGCAUGGAAGCAGGCAGUGAUCCCCGACCUGAGCCCUUGGUGGCCUCCCCUGCCUUGGCAGGGCCCAGUCCCCGAGGCCCCACAGCUUCAUCUGCAGCCAGAGCCAUGGGCCACCACUUUAUGGCCAGCCUCAUCACCGCCGAAACCUGUGCUAAGCUGGAGCCCGAGGAUGCUGAAGAGAACAUUGAUGUCACCAGCAAUGACCCCGAGUUCCCUGCAUCCCCCUGCGGUCUAGAUGGCAUCCAUGAGACAUCAGCUCGCCUACUCUUCAUGGCUGUCAAAUGGGCCAAAAACCUGCCUGUGUUUUCCAACCUGCCCUUCCGGGACCAGGUGAUCUUGCUGGAAGAGGCAUGGAAUGAGCUUUUCCUCCUGGGAGCCAUACAGUGGUCUCUGCCCCUGGAUAGCUGCCCACUGCUGGCCCCACCUGAGGCCACCAGUGGCGGUGGCAGUGGCUCUCAGAGCAGGCUGGUCUUGGCUAGUGCAGAAAUGCGCUUCCUGCAGGAGACCAUCUCCCGGUUCCGGGCGCUGGCAGUGGACCCCACGGAGUUUGCCUGCAUGAAGGCCCUGGUCCUCUUCAAACCCGAGACACGAGGCCUGAAGGAUCCUGAGCACGUGGAGGCUCUGCAGGACCAGUCCCAAGUGAUGCUAAGCCAACACAGCAAGGCUCACCACCCCAGCCAGCCUGUGAGGUUUGGGAAAUUGCUCCUCCUGCUCCCGUCCUUGAGGUUCCUCACGGCUGAGCGCAUCGAGCUCCUCUUCUUCCGAAAGACCAUAGGGAACACUCCAAUGGAGAAGCUCCUUUGUGAUAUGUUCAAAAACUAGUGGGCGUGUCCAGUGUUUCCAGGCGCCCCGGCAACACUCACUCUUUGGAGCUAAGUCUUUUCCUGCCUUUCUCAUCCAGCAAUUCCACGUGCAGGUUUUUGUACCUGGCAGAAAUUUCUCCCAAAAUGCUUUAUUGGCGUAUUCAUAGCGGUCUUAUUAACACCCCUAGCUCUGGACAGUAGAAUGCAUGGAUGGGUUGUGUUAUAUUCAUAGGAAAAACAGCU